CCAUGUCCCUUCUGUGUGCGUCUCUGUAAACAAUUAUGAGAACAAUCAAAUUUAACUUACUGCCCUUUAUUCAGCAUCGCGAAACUUGAAAAAUUUAAUUUAGAAGUUAGAAUUAUUCAACUAUACGAAUGGCUCUGAAUCUGGUAGAGCUUUUGAAAAAAAUGAAAAAGAAUUUAAAUUUUGAUUGGACAAUUUUAAUUUUCUUGGUUUCCCUUUUCUGUGAACCAUUUGAUGCUGAACCGACUGGGCACUACGUAUGCGAUGUCUCAGAAACUUACUUGACGACGUAUGCAGCUUCUAGAAAAACCUCAUAUAUGACGUCAUAUACUACUUGGUGUUUUAGCAUACCUCCUCGUUGUACGAGGUAUAGAACGAGAUAUCGUACAACUUAUUCUACAGCCACUCGAACAAAUUCAAGAAUGGUAAAAGUAUGCUGCAAUGGGUACAAGGAAAUAAAUAGACAAUGUCAACCCAUUUGCAUUCCAAAUUGUAAAAUGGGUAAUUGUGCUUCUCCGAAUCGAUGUGAUUGCAACUCAGGUUACAAGGGACCCACCUGCGAUGCUAUUUGCCAUCCAACUGCAUGGGGUAAGAACUGUGCAAAUAGAUGUUCUUGUCAAAACGGAGCAACAUGUAUACGAUAUACUGGGUCUUGUUCUUGUGCACAAGGUUGGAUGGGAACACAUUGUGAGAAUUCUUGUGUUCAAGGAAAAUACGGGAAGGACUGCAAAGAAGUCUGUUUGUGUAAGAAUGGUGCAAAGUGUAAUCAUAUACAUGGGACAUGUGAAUGUGCUCCAGGAUAUAAAGGAAAACUGUGUGAAGAAAGAUGUCCAAAUGGCACAUGGGGAUAUUACUGUUCCAAAAACUGUACUUGUCAAAAUGGUGCUUUAUGUGAUCCAGUGUUAGGAAAAUGUAAUUGCACACCAGGUUUCGUUGGUGACAGUUGUGAGAAAAGAUGUCUAAAAGGUACAUAUGGUUAUCAGUGUCUGAAUCAAUGUAAAUGUGAAAAUGACGGACUAUGUGACGCAGUUAGUGGACAUUGCAAGUGUCCAUCAGGUUUUCAUGGACAAUAUUGUGAAAAUAAAUGCGCGGAAGGCUUUUAUGGAUUAAAUUGUGCACAUGCUUGCCUUUGCUCUAAAAAUACAACUGUCAAUUGUCAUUUUAUAAGUGGAGCUUGUUACUGCAUACCUGGAUGGAAAGGAGCUCUCUGUGAUGAGCAAUGUGAUCAUCCUACGUGGGGUGAGAAUUGUAACAACACUUGUCCUUGUGAAGAGAAUAUAAGUUGUCAUCAUGAAACAGGAAAAUGCUUGUGCGAAAGCGGGUGGACUGGUUAUAAUUGUUCUGAAAAAUGUGCAUAUGGGGCAUAUGGUGAUGGUUGUGAUAGAUUAUGUCCCGAUUGUCCAUACGGGAAUGUUUCCUGUCAUCAUAUAACUGGGUGGUGUGACUGUCCUUCUGGAUACACUGGACCUUUUUGUGAACAAAUUUGCCCAAGAGGAACAUGGGGAAAGAGUUGUCAAAAUACAUGCAGCUGUCAUUUGGGAGGUGAUUGCAAUCCGAUUUUUGGUAAUUGCAUCUGCCCGUCUGGAAGAACAGGUUCAGAUUGUUCUUUGACUUGUUCAAAUGGAACGUAUGGUCUUAACUGCGCAUCCCAAUGUCUUUGUUAUAAUGACGGAAGCUGUGAUUCUCACUCAGGAAUUUGCAAAUGCAAACCAGGAUGGAUUGGAUCCCAAUGCCAAAAAGCUUGCCCUGAAGGAUUAUAUGGCAAUAGUUGCAAGAAAAUAUGCAAAUGCUCCUCUGCUCAGCUCUGUAAUCCUCAAUUAGGGUGCAUAGAAACGCCUGUUCAAGGUUUCUUCCAAGACAAUAAUCGAUUAGCUCAUAUUUUGAGUAUUUCAUGUGGAGGGUUUUUUCUGAGCAUGUUACUCAUAAUACUUGGAUGUUUGCUUUGUAAAAGAAAAAGAAAAAGAUCUGAAAAUAUUCAACUAAAACAGCUUUCUAGACAAAGUCCUGGAAUAUCUGAUUGUUCAAAUCUGAGGCAAAAUGAAGAGAAUGGAGAGUGUGCCGAAAGCUGUUGUGAAAACUUAUAUCAAAUCCCUGAUGUCAAUAAGGAUAAUCUCUCAAAUUUACCUAAUGGAAAUGCAGCAAGUAAGAAAAAUACGUCUUUAGAAAAUAUUGAGUUCAAGUUCCCAAACAAUCUAAGUCACUGCGGUUCAAGUCCUUAUUUUGAAAAUAUGGCGUAUGGAAAAAUAAAUUACGAUCAAGAUAUUUCAGAUUUAAAUGUCUACGACAAACCACAAAGCUCACGAAACAACAAAACACUUUCUGAAGGUGAUACUAUGGAAGAGAUAAAACAUUCAGAAAUGUUAGAAGAAAACGUUUAUGUAAACGUAUAAAGUUAAAGAAUACUUAUACAACAGACUUCUAUGUAAAUAAUACUUCCACAACUCACUAUAAUACUUCUAUGUAAAAUAAUACUUCUACAACUGACAAUGUUUCCGAAUUGGUGAUGUUAUUCACUUGAUGAUGUUUCUGUGAACAUCCUUAAAAAUAAAAAUAUUUGAAGAAAUAUAAAA
Parasteatoda tepidariorum (common house spider) is the source of this 2567-nucleotide messenger RNA. RefSeq lists its product as uncharacterized. Lineage: Eukaryota; Metazoa; Arthropoda; Arachnida; Araneae; Theridiidae. Gene Ontology annotation, molecular function: scavenger receptor activity; protein binding. The record is from RefSeq and is a predicted model, not a curated record.